Beta vulgaris subsp. vulgaris (sugar beet) is the source of this 1672-nucleotide messenger RNA. RefSeq names its product protein RETICULATA-RELATED 4, chloroplastic-like. The record is from RefSeq and is a predicted model, not a curated record. Bases 171 to 1418 code for a protein of 415 amino acids. The transcript has 8 exons. Lineage: Eukaryota; Viridiplantae; Streptophyta; Magnoliopsida; Caryophyllales; Amaranthaceae.
GAAAACAAAUUUGACCUCCCAAAAUCAAAAAAAGGAAACACAAAAAAAAAAGACCUAAAAUUCUUCACUUUCUUUAGUGCCAAAAAAUUCCCCAAAAAAAAACAAAAUAACCACUUUCGUUUUCUCCCCAAAAUUCAAACAACCAAAACAAGGUUCAAAAAAACUCAAAAAUGGCGAUCGCCGCCAUAGCAUUUUCUCUCUCCUCUCCUUCUUCUCCCUCUAACUUCAACCUCAACCUCAACUUUCACAACAAUCAUCGUUCUCUCUCUCAUCUUCCUCAUCCUUUAACCCUAACUUCAACCACCAAACCUUUCACUCCUUUUUCUCUCUCCUCAAACCUCAAUUCUCGCUCUCCUUCUCUCAUUCGCCGACACUUUCCUCUCCGAUUCUCCGGCGCAAAUUCCGUCGGAAAUUUCUCCGGCGGUGAAAACAUCUCCGGCGAAGGAAACUUCUCCGACGGCGGAAACUUCGGAGGUGGCGAUGGAGGCGGUGGAGGUAGACGUGAUGAUGAUCAUGAUGAUGAUGAAAAUGGCGAGAAUAAGAAUAAGAAGGAUGUGUUUAUGGUGUUAUCGGAAAUCGGAAGAUCGUUGGAAACUUUGCCGAAAGAUAUGGUGAGUGCGAUCGAAGAAGGUAAGAUUCCUGUGGAUGUUGUGAGGAGGUAUUUAGAGCUUGAGAAAUCGCCGUUUUUGCGAUGGUUGCUUCAGUUCGGAGGGUUUAAGGAACGAUUAUUAGCUGAUGAUCUGUUUUUGGCUAAAGUUGGUAUGGAAUGUGGCGUUGGUAUCUUCACUAAGACUGCUGCAGAAUAUGAAAAGAGAAGGGAGAAUUUCUUCAACGAAUUGGAAGUUGUUUUUGCAGAUUGGGUUAUGGCCGUCAUUGCAGAUUUCAUGCUGGUUUAUCUUCCUGCCCCAACUUUUGCUCUCCGACAACCUCUUGCAUUAAAUGCUGGACCUAUUUCGAAGUUCUUCCACAAUUGUCCUGACAAUGCUUUCCAGAUUGCUCUUGGUGGCGCUUCUUAUUCAUUGAUGCAGAGGAUAGGGGCCAUUGUGCGGAAUGGGUCGAAGCUUUUUGCUGUUGGUACUGCAUCCUCUUUGGUUGGUACAUCCAUAACUAACGCUGUAAUUAACGCACGCAAAGCUGUUGAUAAGUCAGCAGCUGAUGAAGUAGAGACUGUUCCUAUACUAUCCACCAGUGUGGCUUAUGGUGUGUAUAUGGCAAUUUCAAGCAACCUUAGAUACCAAAUUGUGGCUGGUAUUAUUGAACAACGAUUACUAGAACCCAUGUUUCACAAGCAGAAACUCUUGUUAAGUGCUUUUUGCUUUGCUGUAAGAACCGGCAACACAUUCGUGGGUUCAUUACUGUGGGUUGACUAUGCACGAUGGAUCGGAAUUCAAAAGGCUCAUGGUGAAGAACAUGCUUAGGGAGUAGAUUCACGUUGAUUUGCCAUCACACAAAACGUAGGUCAAAUGAUUAGUCAUACAGGAGGUUUGUGCCUCAUGUUACCAAGUUCUGUUUUUUACGCCGUGUUAAAGUGAACGGAAAAUUCAGUUGCAAACAUUGGUAUAUGCCUUCUUAUGCUAUUUUUGUACGUAUAUUUUUUCCCCAAUGAUGUCUUGAAAGUGAGGUGUUUGGAAGACGGAAUAUUUAUAAAAAUGGGAGUAUGGCAAUUGCUGAA